Molecule: messenger RNA, 1493 nt
Organism: Caenorhabditis angaria
Lineage: Eukaryota; Metazoa; Nematoda; Chromadorea; Rhabditida; Rhabditidae
Source: the annotation of a GenBank genome assembly
AUGAAUUUGAAGAUUUUUGUUGUUUUUGCCGCUAUCGGAUUUGGUGAGUUUUUUUUGGUUCUUUAAUAAAAUUGAGAGGGUAUAUACAGAAAGGUAGCUUUUUUUUCAAAUUUUUUGUUCGGAAAACUGAUUUCACUGUCUAUACUCUCUCAAAUUUACCUUGUUUCUAAUUAAAAUAAUAUUCUCUAUAUUUGUCAAAAAAUUCAAAAUGUGAAUUUUCUUCAUUUUUCUAUUGAAAACUUCAGUUUGAUCCUUGGAUAUUUGGGAAAAUAGAUUGAAGUUUAGGAUCUAAAGUUACCCAUUUAAAAUUUUUCAAGUAAAAAAAAUCGAAUCCUGGAAAUCACUGUUCAAAAAUUCCUUAAUUCUUCCACAAUAAUCGUGAAUUUCGUAAUUUUCCCAUCCUAAUUUCUAAAAAAGUUCAAAUAUUUGCCACUCGAAAUAUUUAUUUAUUUAUCUACCGUAUUAAAAUGAGUAAUUUGUGAGUGUGUCUAGGUUAGAUAACUGCACUAUUGUUUUUGACACACAAUCUGUUCCGCUAGAAAAAUCUGGAAUUUUUAUAUGAAAAAAAACUUUGAAAACAAUCUGAUUCUUGAUGGAUUGAGGGCAUGUUAUAGAACAAGGUUUAAAAAAAAGAAAACCGAAUAUGGGGCCAAUUUUCAAGUGGAACAAGCAUAAAAUUUGAAAUUUAGAAUACAACUUUUAAUCGAUAUUUUCCAGCAUCUUGUCGUACAAUUCCAUGUUUGGAUGGUUGCCAAUGUGAACAAUCUGAUCACGAUCCUGUAAUUCGAUGUGAUGGACUUGGCCUCAAAAAGUUCCCACUUCCAUAUUCAGAUCCACUCAAAGACUAUCACUUUUUAGGUGAUUUUAUCUUUUUCUUCCGCUUCCCAAAAUAUAAAUUUUCAGCUUUAACCUGCAAUGAUAUUCCAUCGAUUCCUUCGAUUUCACUCAUCAAAGCAUCAUUCCCAGAUUUGCAAGGAAUCGAUGUUCAAGGAAAUCCACGUCUAAAUUGCACCGAAUUGAAAUAUUUGAAAAGCGAAAUUCCAGUUUUGAGUGAUUGUGAUAAUCAAGAAGAACCACUUAAAUGUGAAUUAUUGAAUGAAAAUGAAUGUGAUUGGAAAUGUCGUGCAUUGCAAAAAUUGAAAGAUAUGUGGGUUAAAUUCAAGGAAUUGAUUUCGAGAAAGGCUAAGGAUUGGCAAGCUGAAGAAGUGAGUUUUUGAAGACAAGAACUGGGGGUUUUUUAGGUGUAAAAUGAAAAAUAUAUCUUAAAAAUUGAAGAUAAUCUUUAAGAUGAUUUACUGUUUAUUAGGAAACUAAAAUGUGAAAUGAAAACCCUUUUUGAACAUUUUUUAAACUUAUAUAAUCUUAUGAUCUCUGAAAAAUCGGGAAAAAUCAAUUGUUUUUCCAAAAAUACCCUUUUUCAGGCCUAUGAAAAAGCGAAAGCCUGGUUCACUAAACAAUUCAACGAACUUUCAGUCGCUUUUGGUGGAAACUAA